AUGGAAGAAGUAGAGUUCCCAUGUUGUGAAAGGACCUUCUGGCUUCUUCUUGUGGCCUUUCUGGGGCUCGUGUUAUUGGCAGGCAUUGCUUCAGGUCUGGCUCUGGGACUGUUAUCGUUCUCCCAGGUUGAUCUUGAGGUCCUUAUUAAAGCUGGUAGCCCAAACGACAGAAAAAAUGCAGCAAGGAUUUCACCAUUUGUAAAGAAUGGCCACUUCGUCCUCUGUACUCUCCUUAUUGGCAAAUCACUUGCUGCAGAGGCAAUGCCAGUUGCUCUGGACAGAAUACUUCCCUUCUGGCUUGCUAUUCUAGCAUCAGCUCCCCUCGUCACUGUCUUUGUGGAGAUUGUUCCCCAAGCUGUGGCAGCCCGUUAUGGACUAACUUUAGGAGCAAAGAUGGUUCCCUUUGUUCAGCUCCUUCUUGUCAUCUUCUCUCCCAUAUCCUAUCCUGCUAGUAAGCUUCUGGAUUGGACUCUUGGGAAAGAGCACUCAGUUCUCCUAAGAAGAUCAGAGCUUAAAACAUUUGUGGACUUACAUUCAAAUAAGGCAGGGAAAGGAGGAGAACUAUCUCAUCAUGAAACUUCAAUAAUCUCAGGUGCAAUGGAUUUGACUGAGAAGAAAGCAAAAGAUGCAAUGACCCUCCUCUCUGAAGUUUUUUCCCUUGACAUAAACUCCAAAUUGGACAUGCAUACAAUGACUCUAAUAACUAGCAAAGGUCACAGUCGAAUACCUAUAUACUCUGGAACUCCAAGAAACAUCAUUGGCCUCAUAUUGGUUAAGAAUCUAGUUUUCUGCCGCCCAGAAGAUGAGACCCCAAUCAAGAAUUUGAUAAUCAGGAAAAUUCCUAGGGUUUAUGAAAACUGGCCGCUUUACGACAUGCUGAAUCAAUUCCAGAAGGGUCACAGCCAUAUGGCCGUUGUGUUGAAGGAAAGCAAAAACGCUAAGAAAACUACAGCUCAGAAUGCUAGCACCCCUACUUAUUUUAACAUGAUUACAGAUAAACUACCAAAUGAAGUGCAGAUCAAUAAAGGUAAAUAUAACCCUUCCUUUAAAUUGGAAGAGAAUCGCAGUGCUUCCAUUUAUGAAUCCACUUUGUCUUCUCGGGACACUAAAUAUCACAGUGCAACACUGCACAGUGUGAUAGAACUAGACAAUGAAAUGCACCAGCAGUUGAUGCAAUCAUGGGAACAUGAAGGUAAAUAUGUUUCACAAGAAGAAAUAGAGUCUUUUCCAACUGUCUUGGAUGAGGAAGCAAUUGGCAUCAUCACUAUGGAAGAUGUUAUGGAGGAACUAUUACAGGGAGACAUACUGGAUGAAACUGAUGAAUACAUUCAUGUCCAAAAGAACAUUAGGAUUAACUUGAAGCCUUCACAAAGAUCACGGUCAUCAUCAAGGAGAGGUUGA
This is a messenger RNA of Neltuma alba, 1401 nucleotides long. Its product is annotated as DUF21 domain-containing protein At2g14520-like. NCBI's taxonomy places the organism in Eukaryota, Viridiplantae, Streptophyta, Magnoliopsida, Fabales, Fabaceae. The record is from RefSeq and is a predicted model, not a curated record. Gene Ontology annotation, cellular component: cytoplasm. The transcript has 12 exons. Gene Ontology annotation, biological process: magnesium ion homeostasis; intracellular manganese ion homeostasis. Bases 1 to 1401 code for a protein of 466 amino acids.